Messenger RNA from Solanum stenotomum, 1417 nucleotides. RefSeq names its product salutaridinol 7-O-acetyltransferase-like. NCBI's taxonomy places the organism in Eukaryota, Viridiplantae, Streptophyta, Magnoliopsida, Solanales, Solanaceae. The record is from RefSeq and is a predicted model, not a curated record. The transcript has a single exon. The coding region runs from base 1 to 1362 and encodes 453 amino acids.
AUGGAGUCUAAGGUUCUUACAAAGAUUAACAUCCUUUCCAAGAAUCUCAUUAGAUCCUUCCCUACGUCAAAUCAUGAUAAUGAUGUUGAUCACCCCAAAUUUUACAAAUUAUCUUUCUUUGAUCAAUUUGCUCUCCAAAUGCACGUUCCUUGUGUUCUUUUCUAUCCAAUCAAAUAUUCCACAUUUACUAAAAUUUCCAUUAUACAUGAACGACUAGAACAAUCAUUGUCCAAGCUUUUAACUCAUGUUUAUCCUGCAUCAGGUAGAUUUACAUCUGAUGGUCAAUCAAUCAAUUGUCAUGAUGAAGGUGUUUUGUUUAUAAAGGCAAAAGUUGAUUCUCAAUUUUGUGAUUUCCUCAACGAUGCAAAGAAAGAUAUCGACCUAGCAUUGAUUUUUUGCCCGAAAAUUGAUCGUAGUGUUUCUAAUUUGUCUAUCACACCACUAGUGGUAGUGCAAGUGACGGAGUUUGCGUGUGGUACGGGGAUAGCUAUAUCUGUGAGCUCUGAACACGCGGUUAUUGAUGGAUUCACAGCGUUGAAAUUUGUUUACGAGUGGUCUAAAGUGAGUAAAAUGGGAAUUAAUAUUCAUUCCGAUAAGAUCAAUUGCUUCACCUUUGACGAUUUUGGUACCAUUUUUCCACCAACAAGUGAUAAUCAUUUGUUAACAAGAGUCAAGUCUCCUAGAGAUGAUCAUUAUCAUGAUUUUGCUGAAAUGGUUGCGAGGAGGUUUGUCAUAAAUCAAUCCGUGAUAUCAAAACUUAGGGAAAAUGUUGGAGUGGUUUAUUUCAAACCAUCACGAGUUGAGUUGGUGAUUUCUUUUCUAUGGAGGGCUCUAAUCAAUGUUUAUCGACGUAAAAAUAAUGGACGUUUAAGACCUUGUUUAUUGAGUGUCCCUGUGAAUUUACGUGGUAAGAUUGACUCUCCAAGAUACGAAAACUCUUUUGGGAAUUUCGCUCUUGAAGUCCCAGUCAAAUUCAUACCGGGAGAAACAGGAAUGGAGUUACAAGAAAUUUUACUAUUGAUCAAGGGCGUACUACAAAAAACCAAUGAAUCAUUUGUAAAAUCAAGUGAUGACAUAUAUUCCCUAGCAUCCAAGUUUCAUGAAGAAAUACAAGAAUGGGAAGAAAAUGAACAAGUGGAUGUGUGCAUGGCAUCAAGUUUAUGUAGGUUCCCUAUUAAUGAAGUUGAUUUUGGUUGGGGAAAACCUUGCUUGCUAAGUUUUGGAUUGAGACGUAGUGAUAUGUUUUGGUUGUAUGAUACACAAUGUGGCACUGAAAUUAUUGUUCAAGCAGAUUUGAAGAAAGACUACAUGGACAUAUUUGAAUGUAACAAAGAUGUAUUGUCUUUCACUUGUGAUGAGUAGACAUUUUCAUGUGUUUGUUGUACUUGAAAAAAGCUUUAUUGCUAUUAUUUGGACA